Molecule: messenger RNA, 759 nt
Organism: Closterium sp. NIES-65
Lineage: Eukaryota; Viridiplantae; Streptophyta; Zygnematophyceae; Desmidiales; Closteriaceae
Source: the annotation of a GenBank genome assembly
AUGGGCAGCGCCAAAUACUUGGUUGUGUGUUUCCUCUCUCAACUCUCCUCCCUUCCCUUCCCCGUCCUCCUCCAUUUCGCCCCACUUCUCCUUCGCCCCAAACCCCCAGUGGCAGCGCAGGAGGAGGAGGAAGCAGCAGUGGCGGCAGCAGAGGAGGAGAUUCUGAGCGAGGAGGAGGCGCUAGACGCACCGGACCCGCGGGCAGCCGUGAAUGAGUCCGACCCCGCGGUGCUGCGCGUGAUUGAGGAGCGGCGCCAGCGUAGGGAGGCGGCGCGGCAGAAGUACAAAGAGGAGCUGCUGGCGAUGGUGAACGAGGUGAAGCAGGCGGCUGCUGCGCCGGGCGGGCUGAAGGAGGAGGAGACGGUGGCGGAUGUGUCGAACGUGCCGCUGCAGUAUGGUGCCACGGAGAUCACUCAGCUGGGUGAAGGGGUGGGGAAGGGGGGAGGAGGUGAGAAGGCAGGGAACGCGGAUGCGAAAGGGGUGACUGGGGGGCAAAGGGCUGCUGGGGGUGAUUCGAGUGGGGGUGCUUCUGCGGAUCACCGUGCAGGGAGAACUGCCACUCCAGUGGGGGUGCCUUCACUUCCACGUCACACGUACAGCUCAGCAGCCCCGUUCCCAUGCCCUGCAGGCACAGCAGACCACUGCUUCGCCCACACGGCUCCUGCCCUCAGCAAGGCCUCCCUCACUGCCUCAAACCCUCCUUUUCUUCUCCACCACCCCCUUCCCCACCAGCACAUGCUACCACAAUAUCCCCCAUGA